Messenger RNA from Puccinia triticina, 1602 nucleotides. RefSeq lists its product as uncharacterized. Bases 1 to 1602 code for a protein of 533 amino acids. Gene Ontology annotation, biological process: establishment of mitochondrion localization; phospholipid transport; protein insertion into mitochondrial outer membrane. The transcript has 6 exons. Gene Ontology annotation, cellular component: ERMES complex; SAM complex. The record is from RefSeq and is a predicted model, not a curated record. NCBI's taxonomy places the organism in Eukaryota, Fungi, Basidiomycota, Pucciniomycetes, Pucciniales, Pucciniaceae.
AUGCAUCCAUUCGGAUCCCAGUUGCUCAGUUCGCAUUACGCUGCCAUAGGCUGGGACCCUGAAAACGAUUACGCCCAGUUGACCAAACCGACCCGAGCAUUGCUCGAUCUGAACUUCCUGCCUGGGAUCCAUUUUUCAUUGGGCAAGCUGCCUGCACAUCAAUUUGCCAAUUCCGCGUCACUUUCCGUCCUCAGUUCGCCUUCAAACAUUUACCUCGACCAACGAACGUUGCCCCAGUCGUGCCCAUACCCGACCCUAACAGGCAGCUUCUCUUAUGUGGCAUCAAGCAUCCAGUCCUUUCAAUUCAUUCCAACCAGAUUGGCCGCACUGACCACGGUAGUCGAUCGAUUCGCAGUUCCCUCUCCCCCUCCAAAUAAGUCGGCCGAUCAGCGCAAUGGUACUUACAUGGCUCAAGACUACUUGCUUUAUGGACGUUUUCACCUUCCAACGUACAGGUUAGAUGCCUUGUACUCGUACCAAUUUUCUCCAACUUUGCAAGGCUUGGCAACAUUAGUAUCGGUCCCCUCUUCCUCCUCGAAUCCAUUAGGAAUGAGCGGCAAUGGCACCAAUCAAGAUGGCUCCCCGACUAAUCAUAUGUCCCCGAAUGGGAUCGGAGGCCCUUCGAUUUGGAACCUAAUGGUAUCCAUGAAUCAUGACACUGGAAAAUGGUCACAGCAAUAUAGUUAUUCGACGGAGGAUGGCCUUUUUGGAGCCCGUGUUUUGCAUAACUUUCCUACUACAACCACCGCCAGGCGGCGAGAAAACAAUCAGGCACUCGCCAAUAAUAUUGCUUCAGAAGGCCAGGUCACGCUGACGUCAACCGAUCGGAAGAAAUUAAUUGAUGAAGAUGAAGUGAUGGAUAACGUCCUGAAAGGUCGCUUCUCUGUCGGUGGCGAACUAUACUUUUCAGCCCAAAGAAAAUCGGCAGGCGUUUCAACUGGAAUUAGGUUUUGUACAAUCCCUGAUCCUCCCGGAGCCGCUUUAACCCAACAACCAACGGUCAUCAACGCGACUUUAAACCCUAUAAUGGGACAAAUCAGCACCUCUUAUGGUACGAAAAUCGGAUCCAAUCUAGCUAUGGCCACGCGAUUUGAUUUCAACUUUUUUUCGUUCGAUUCGGAUAUUACGUUUGGCUUAGAAUGGCUCCAAAAGAAACGGACCAAGAACUCUCAACUUAAUAAUCAAGUUCACGAGAUGCUUGCUGGGGGAGCUGACGAACAAAGAGGCGUCAAGACAGAAAAGUCAUACCUGGACUCGACGAACGAGAAGCAGGAUGCCAACAGAGCUUCUGGGGUUUCAAACAGUCACUUGAUUCAUUACUUCUGGAGGACAGUUUCUGGAGUAGAGGAUACUUUAAGUAUCCUCAGAGCUAGGGUUUCCCCAGUAACAGGAUUAACAUUAAUGUGGGAAGGCAGAUGGAAAGAGUGCCUGAUCGGGAUCGGCAUCCAAUCCGAGUUUUUGGUCUCCUCUCCCUCAUUGUGCUUACCAACAUCACAUCCUUCAGGUCUUGACAAAAAGCUUAAGUUAUCCAAUCAUGACCGUCCCCAAUCUCCAUUGAUCAAAGGCAUUUGUUUAGAGCUUCAAUAUACAACUGAUAAUUAG